Sinocyclocheilus rhinocerous is the source of this 1352-nucleotide messenger RNA. Its product is annotated as urotensin-2 receptor-like. NCBI's taxonomy places the organism in Eukaryota, Metazoa, Chordata, Actinopteri, Cypriniformes, Cyprinidae. The record is from RefSeq and is a predicted model, not a curated record. Gene Ontology annotation, cellular component: plasma membrane. The transcript has a single exon. Gene Ontology annotation, molecular function: urotensin II receptor activity. Bases 1 to 642 code for a protein of 213 amino acids. Gene Ontology annotation, biological process: neuropeptide signaling pathway.
AUGAGUCUGGAUCGGUAUCGAGCUGUGGCUGAUCCAUUGGCAGCCUCGUCCACACCUUCCUCUGGACUCCUGAGAGUCGCUUUGGCCUGGGGUUUUGCCGUGGCUCUCAGUUUGCCCAUGAUGAUCUCUUUGCACCUAGAAGAUGGAGAGAACCAGGAAGGCAAGUUGUGCGUUCCCGCCUGGGAUGAACAGAGUUCAAAAGCUUACCUCAGUGUGCUCUUCUGCACCAGCAUCCUAGGCCCAGGACUGGCCAUCGGAGCUUUGUAUGCAGCUUUAGGGAGACUCUACUGGGUAUCUCAGACGCAACCUGCUUGGGCCGGAGGGGGCAACACCUAUCCACCCCGUGCACCUCGCCCCAAAGUCCUGCUCCUCAUCCUGGGGAUUGUGCUAACAUUCUGGGCUUGUUUCCUUCCAUUCUGGAUCUGGCAGCUUCUACCACUUUACCGACCUGAGGGUCUGCGCGUGGUGCCGGUACGCACGCAGGUGACCAUUAAUCGCAUCCUCACAGGGUUGACUUAUGGAAACUCAUGUGUGAAUCCGUUCUUCUACACACUGCUGACAGGAAGACGCAGGCGGACCAGCAGGAAGACGAUAAGUGCAGCUGCACCGCUUUGCCACAAGGGCAGCUCUGAACAACAAUAACAGCUGCCCACCAGUUAGUACAGCCCAUGACCUAUAAGACUGUGCAUAGUUAUCUUUAUUAAACAGAUUACUAAUUUGGUGCUAAAGGGCUUAAUUAUAGAUUUAUACAUGUGCUGUGCAAAUAGUAAUACUCUGUAAUCCAAGGCAAUGAUGGUGUGUGUUCUCUGCUCCAUGGACUACAUAUAUAAUUAUAGAUUAUCUGAGCAGCAUUGUGUAUUAAGGUCCCUGCAAUCCAAAAUGAAAUACUAAGUGAUGAAUACUUAUGAAAGUGCUUCUGUAAUAUUUAGGGUUCAUCACCUUUGAAAUGGAAACCAAAAAAAUGUUGGUCAAACUGCUGCUGAAUAUUAGUAGACUAAAAUGUGUGAAACAUCUGUUUUAUGGGGCAACUUGAAAUGGACAAACAAGCUUUGUCAAGAUGAAUCACCCCAGGAUAGUCUAACAACAGGUGUGAAGCAUUUAACUACCAAAUUGGUUUAUUAGUCUAAGUGCAAAGGAGAAAUUACAUAGUAUAGAUUUGGCUCAAAGCUAAAGGACGUAUCAGAGUUUGCUCUUUUGAGGAGGAUACAUCACUUCUGUCAUGAAGCCAAGACACACAAUUUCUCAUUCUCCAAUAGGACAUUAUGUUCUCCAUGACCAUGAGGUACUUCAUUAUACUCAACUAAAACAUUUUUUAGCCAACAGGUCUGUUAAUGUCCUGACUUUGUGCAUUU